GUUUGGAUAAGUUUACUUUUGAGGACUCCACACGGGCUUUAGCCAAUUACCUGGGAUUACCUGCAGCUUCAAGUACUGAACACUUUUCUUCUCCUCCUUUCAGGAAAACACACAGGUGUCUAUUCCAUGGAGCAAGAGCCACAACGUCUUUCAGGACUCAAUAUCAAUGGUGACAAUUAGACUUUGUGUGGACUGAACCCGCGCCUUCUGAUAAUGUCAAGGCCACAUUCUGGUUCUCUUCAUGGUGUGACUGUUGCUCAUUGUGUUACAAUUACGUUUUCUGGGUGGAGAAACACAAAAUUUUCAUGAUUUCACCAAUUUGAACCAUGUCAUCAUCAGAGGAUUUUUCACAUAUGCCAUUUCCCCCUAACUGGGAGCCUAGACUUGAUCCUCAAUCAGGAAAUUGGUUUUAUAUUAAUCAUGAAGAUAAAACAACAAGUUGGGAUGAUCCAAGACCUGCGUAUUACAGAGAUGAAGAAAUUAGGCGUUUAAAUACUUACGUUAUGGGUUUUGGUGAUCGACAGGAUUUAAUUGGGGAAUAUUUUGAUGUACCUGAAGAUUUUCAUAAACCACAUAAACAACAUUCAAAAAACAACAAUCCAAAGUCCGGUGAUGAUCGUUCGAUUGCCAGUAAAAAACAACACGGUCGAAGUAAUACUACUACUGGCAGGGAAAAUUCAUCAUCAAGAAUAAAAAGUCAUUCUAAACAAAGAAUCACACCGACGAAUAAGCGUGAAUCCAGAUCAAGUGUUUGUUCACAAAAUGAUAGUGAAUCGUAUCCUUCUUCAACUUGUGUAUCACCAGUUAUACACAAGACUUUGAAACGUCUUUCGAAUGCAUUAAAAAGUGAUGAUGACAGUCAUGAUGAUGGUGAUGAUAAACAACCGAUCGAAAAGGUGAACACCAGCCCAAAGCAAAUCGAUGAACAACUACCUCGCAUUAAUAAAUUAUCAUUAGAUAAUCAACUUCACAAUACGGUAGCUACCAGCGAUAUAAGUAAUCAAUGUAAAGAAGAGAAAGUGAAGUCACCAGCUGACAAGCGAUCAAUACUACAGAAUAACACACCAUUGAAAUCUACAGAUGGUGAGCCGAUAAAUUCCCUCUUAUCAAGCAAAAAACUUAAUCGAUAUCAACCUUGUGGUCCAAAUCCUAGUUUAUUGGGGUCCCGCGCCAUCCCCCGUGGUCCUAAUCCACAUCUUGUUCGUGGGCAUAAUGCAUCACUUGUCCGUGGUUCAAUUUAUCAACAGCAGCAGACUGUGAUUUCUUGUCGUGAAGUAUAGUGGAAAGAGAAAUUUAUCUACUUGUCUCUUCGUAUUUAGUUCGAGUUUGUUUAGCAAUAUUGUGAUUAUCGGAUUUAAUGAUUGCAGAUUUCCUUUGGUUUUUUUAUUUAUGCUCUCUCUCAAAGUUUCCAGUAUGAAUUCUAGUCUACUUUUAAAUCUUACUUACACUAUUAUUCUCGCAUCUUUAACAACGUAUUUACGUGUAAUUGACCACAAAAAGCAAUAAAAUAUUAUAUAUUUCUGUUCAAUCUGUGUUUUUGCAAUUAUACAAACGUUAACUUACCGUAGGACAUUAUUAUGCAACUUACAAUGAUGACGUUUGAUAUAGUUAUGGGCUUUAAUGUAAAUUUUAUUCGUUUUAAGAAGUAUAUUUCAGUUUGUAAUCAGUCGGACUCAAUCAGUAGUAUUUAGCAUGCAAACUAACAUGGAACCAAUCGAUUCUCGGUUCUUCUAUGGAUUAAUAAAUACUCAUGCCUCCAUCAGAG
Molecule: messenger RNA, 1765 nt
Organism: Trichobilharzia regenti
Lineage: Eukaryota; Metazoa; Platyhelminthes; Trematoda; Strigeidida; Schistosomatidae
Source: the annotation of a GenBank genome assembly